Penicillium expansum is the source of this 1431-nucleotide messenger RNA. RefSeq lists its product as uncharacterized. The coding region runs from base 1 to 1431 and encodes 476 amino acids. The record is from RefSeq and is a predicted model, not a curated record. The transcript has a single exon. Lineage: Eukaryota; Fungi; Ascomycota; Eurotiomycetes; Eurotiales; Aspergillaceae.
AUGUUCGAACCUUACAACCUUACUCUGUUAGACCAUUUUGCGCCUCCAGGGCAUUUCAGUAUAUCUCUCACGUUUAGUUUGGUUGGCAAGAACUGUGUGCAGGUCCUUCAGCGAAUGGAGGAUGCGGUGGAUCGUUUGGUCUCCAAAUUCCCCUUCUUGGCUGGGAUGGUGGUACCAUCUACCCAGCCAGAUGGUAGAAGCAACGUACUUCAGGUACGGCCUGCCACUGCUACCGAGCUUGAAGAGUAUCCUAUUCUAGUCACUCAACAUCAUACAGAAUCCACCGCUCUCGCCGUGGAUGGAAAAUUGAAUCCUGCCUUGAUACCGUUCUCAGUCGUCUAUCCACCACGUAGACCUUCUCCUGUGCUACGGUGGAAGGCAAAUGUGAUUGGAGAACAGUUACACAUCGUCUGGUGCUUUGAUCAUCAGGUAAUAGAUGGGUCGGGAAUUUUGAAAUUGACCGCUACUUUCACCGCGUUCUGUCAUGAUCUAAAUGCCCCUGUACCAUUCACGACUCCGCAUGCGCAAGAAGAAACAAGACUGCAUAUCAAAGAGAUUGCAUCUACAGCCACACCACAGAAUCUUCAAUGGACGCCCUUUUCUACCCCAACAAGUGAAAACGAAUUAUCGACAGAUUACAGUCGAGCGCCCAUCAGUUACCCCCAUGUACUCGAUGGCCCAAAGAUACAAAUGCUGCACGAUGCCUGCAAUUCAGCUUUACGGUUUCUUCUUGAGAAAUAUAGUAUGGAUCUUCCUGAGAUGUCCCUUUCACCGGGUCUGGUCGUCAGCGCACUGUUGGGCAUAUGUAGCAGUCGUGCCCGCUUGAGGGCUUUCCCCGAUGACAAGGAGCUCUCAUUCGAGAUGUUCAUUGUGGAAAAUAUUCGAAAGGCACUCAACUUACGUCGGGGAUAUAUUGGCAAUGCUAUCUUAGGCACGAAAAGCACGUGCGAUGGUGCUGCGCCUCCUCCGCCUGAAGCCCUGCGAGAUAUUCAUGUGCCAGAGCCUCUCAGUCCCGUGGGGCCGGAUGAUAUCUGGCGGAUCUGCAAAGUUGCCCAGACUCUUCAAGAAGCAUCCGAACACCUUAACAAACAGUAUGCACAAGGCAUAAUCGCAACAAUGUCCCAUGAACGUGAUUGGAGCUCACUCCUACCUGGGUGGGGGGUGAAUUUCCUUGUGUCUAAUAUCAGGUCGGCAACGCCGUAUGUGAACUUUGGGCCACUCGGAGACCUUCAGUUGCUUGACAUCCAUUUCGCUACACUUCCUGGAUUUUGCUGGAUAAUGCCCAACCUUCCAUCUGAAGUUGCAUCGCCAUAUCCAUGCUGGAGAUUGCGAUGGGUUUUGGAACGGGCGGCGAUGGAGUGUUUAUCGAGUGAUCCCCUGUUCCAAUGGGCUACAACUCCUAGUAUAGCACCCAGUUACGCUAAAGUCUAA